GAGUCUUUGAACAGAAGGAACGGGGGAACAGAACCAAUAUGGAGUAAGUGGGAUGUGAAGAUCUGCGUUGUCUUUUAAAUAUUGAUUUGUGGUGAAUAGGGUGAACGAAAUGUUCUCGCCGAAAGAAUUAAUCGAGCUUUCAAUCGUGCGGGGAAUUUCAUCGGAUGUAAAUAAUGCUCUCAUGGUGUAAAACCGAGAUCCUCAUGGCGCACGCAAGUUGUACCAUUGGAUUUGCAGAUGUGAAAGCGAGAAGACUGUCUGCAGUUUGUCAUGACUGUGUUUCAAAAGGGCGAGACCUGAGCUUUGAAGUUUUAUAAGAACGAUGGAAAAAUGGAUGCAAAAGGAGUUAUGAAAAAAACAGUAGAUUUGAUCUGGUAAAAUUACUUGGAAUCGUAUUAGGUGUUGGGAAUGUGAAAUGGACUCCCCGCCGUCAUGCUCGCUAAGUGCCACUGGGCCACUGAGUGAUCUGGGCAGCAGUGGACUUGGAGGUUCGAUAUCCAGUGAUUCUGUGCGAGCACAUCUUGCCAUUGAGAUGUUGGAGAGCGACGUGGAAAGUAAAUCGUUAUCCCAAGAUUCGUUUGAUUAUUCCGAUGGUAUGUGCGGCGAGAAUUUCAACACUUUAAAAAAGGGACCCGGCUGGGCAGAGAUGGACGGUAAAUUGGAGGUGGAGGUUGUCGAGUUGGCGAUCAAACCUCCGCCUGAAUUCCAAGACAGCCCGUCUCCACCUGACUCCGUUGCAUCGGCAGCGCCUAUUCUUUGUUACGCCCGUUCAGCGAGAUGCCCAGCGCCUCGAUGGAUGGAUAAAAUGGCUGAAAUGUUGACGCAGCUGAUAAUGGAAGAAGCUCUAGUCAUAUCAUGCAGGAUAUCCUGGCCCGAAGGCCGGAUAGCGCCAGGGUCAAACCCCGUGCCGAUAGUAGCAACAAGUGCGCAAACCUCUCGUCUACUUUGGACGUCGGAUAUGCUGACUUUUUCACCGCCGUGUCAAGGAUCGGUGGCAAUAACGCCGUACAGCACGUUGAAUCGUCCGAACUCUCGCUGCUCUCUAUCGUCUUCGCGCUUGUCCAGUUCUCACAACUCGUUAAAUACCUCAGGAUUAAACCACAAAGUGGACGAUAGUAGUUUCAUAACGUCGGCAAUGUCUCACGACGUUUUAACGACUAGUGAAAUAAGUGAUAUGUACAACGUGCCGUUUGACUCCGAUAUUUAUACCGUGCCGAUAGACAUGGUGCGACCUUUGCACGAACUUAGAACUCCUCAGAGACCGAAAAGGCACAGGCACCACAGAAAGAGGCGGAGAAACGUAUCGGCCAGUUCCCAGAGCGAAUUAGAAGCGCACAUUCAACAGGCAAGGCAGUAUUGCGCAAAACCGCGCGCCAUCACCCACGUCAUUAAAUCGCAGCGAUUACUGACAGAAGUUUGUUGCAAAGACGCAGCCAACGGAAAGCGGCACAGCGUUCCGGGGACUUCGGGUCGUCAUCCGCCUCACUCGUCCAACAGCCAGGCGCAUAAUAUCGGCGAACCUAUUCACAUGACGCUACACGAAGUGCGACAGUAUUUGCAAACGUUAUAUUCAAGCUCCAGUGAUUCUAGUGAAAAUAAAAUAAAACGUGAUAAAAUACCUGCGAGUCAAACACCUAUACAUCUAGCAGUGCCAAAGGGUAUUAAUAUUAAUAUUAACAAUAACAAUAGAUAUAGCAAUCCACAUACGGACUCGUUGACGGAUACACCAAUUUCUAAUAAACCGAACAACGGUCUAGUUAAUAAUAAUAAUAACAACUCUAAUUUUAGAAAGUAUAAAAAACAAAACGCGUUCGCCAAUAUGAGAAAUAAAAAGGUCAAAGACGAACAGCAGAAGGAUAAGUCUGACACGGAAAGGGAAAAGAUUAAGAAGUCGCAGCGCAACUUUUCCUUAAAUUUAAAACAAACCCUUUGUAAUAUCUUUAGGUUUAGGCGACUCGGCUCGCCUGAACAUUUUGUAGGUAAACGAAAUAGCAUCGUACAAGGUGAUAUCGUUGAGGAGGAGGAGGGCAUCGACUCCGAUCAACAUAUCAAUAACAAUAAUACCACCACUACCGAGGUUGACGGGGCUCCGCAAAAGUUACCUUUUUUUAAACGCGCGCUACCUCCUCUGCCUAAAAGCAACGGACAAGUCGGAGUAGAACAAGCUGAGGAUGCGCUCGCAGCGAUGGUUGCCAAACCCGAGUCUCCGGCUCCUUCGCCUCUGGUGCCCAUUGAUCCGUUGAAAGACGACGAUGAUAUCGCCGAAGAUACAAGCAUGGAUUUCGCUGCUAGUAUUGAAAAAGUGAAGGAUUAUGGCUGGUAUUGGGGACCGAUAUCUGGGGAAGCAGCUGAGAAAAUAUUAUCCAACGAACCGGAUGGAUCAUUCAUUGUACGCGACAGCAGCGAUGACCAUUACAUUUUUUCAUUGUCGUUUAGACUAAACAGUUGCGUCAGGCAUGUUCGAAUAGAACAUGAUCAGGGUAACUUCAGUUUUGGCAGCUGUACCAAAUUCAAGUCGCACACAAUUGUCGAUUUCAUCGAGAAUGCGGUAGAACACUCACGCAGUGGGCGUUAUCUGUUUUUUCUUCAUCGACGACCUGUGUUAGGUCCCAUGCGUGUACAACUCCUUCAUCCUGUGUCGAGGUUCAAACAAGUUCAAAGCUUGCAACACAUAUGCAGAUUUGUUAUAUUAAAAAUGGUGCGCAGGGAUCUAAUUCCCACCCUGCCUUUGCCUCGUCGCCUCAUUGACUACCUAAGCACGCCGCAUUACUACAGCGAACAGCUUGCCGAACAAGACGAUCGCGCCGAAUCACCAGUCAGUUCUUCGACCGGCGAAUUAGAGAAGAUUUGUUUUACACCGCAGGCUUUAUCGUGAGACUUUGCCAGAAACUUCUUACCGAGGAAAAAAAUUUAACUCCAACAAGCCUUCUCGUAACAAAAAUUAAAUCUGUGUUCAGCAGCUAAAGCUAUGCUGAGGAUUCGCGAUUAAUUUUUUUUUUCCUUUCUGCCAUACG
Messenger RNA from Diprion similis, 3014 nucleotides. RefSeq lists its product as uncharacterized. Lineage: Eukaryota; Metazoa; Arthropoda; Insecta; Hymenoptera; Diprionidae. The transcript has 7 exons. Gene Ontology annotation, biological process: intracellular signal transduction; phosphatidylinositol phosphate biosynthetic process. The record is from RefSeq and is a predicted model, not a curated record. Gene Ontology annotation, cellular component: phosphatidylinositol 3-kinase complex. Bases 416 to 2875 code for a protein of 819 amino acids. Gene Ontology annotation, molecular function: 1-phosphatidylinositol-3-kinase regulator activity.